AGCCAUUCUCAUCAUCCACUUAUCUCUCCCCAAGUUCAAGAGAUUUCCGAUUUCCCUUUUUUGGGAGGAAAAAGAAAAACUAAUUUAAAGGCAUUUUUUCCCUUUUACAAUGGCUACUAAGAUCAUUUUUCUGUCAAAUCGCCAAAAGAAAACAUUGCAUUCAGUGUGGCUCGUUUGUGUCAUGCUGUUGAUGCAUGAGGGAGGUGCUACUGAGUUUAAAAUUGGAGGCUCUAAGGGCUGGACUGUUCCAUCGGAGGAAGUCCACUACAAUCAAUGGGCAGAAAAUCAAAGGUUUCAAAUCGGAGACUCCCUGGUGUUCGUCUAUCCACCCGACCAAGACUCAGUGCUUCGUGUAACCCAGGAAAACUACAACAAUUGCAAUACUGAAGCUCCCAUCGAGAAAUUCUCCGAUGGCCAUACUGUCUACAACCUAAGUCAAUCUGGAUCUUUCUACUUCAUAAGUGGCAACAAAAACAACUGUAUCAAAAAUGAAAAGUUGGUAGUGGUUGUGUUGGCAGAUAGAAGCAACGCAACAGGCAUAGAAUCUCCUCCACCUCCAAACUCAACAGAGAUAACUCCAGCUCCCGCACCUGCCAGUGGAGAGUCUCCACCGCCACCGCCUGAAAGUGAACCAUCUCCUCCUCCCCCUUCUCCCAGUGGAGCUUCUUCGGUCUCGAUAAUCGGCUCUAUUAGUUCCCUUGGAGUGUUCAUUGCUGCAUCUCUUGUUCUACUAUUUUAAUCAUUGAUGCGUUUGUGUUUGCAUCAUUGAGUUUGAAUCUUUUUCUUUUUUUAAGUCGCCACUAAUUUUCGUACGGACCUUAUGCUCUGUGGUUUCAACUGGUUUCAAAGGUGGAAUGGCUUGUUACACAGUUGAGCAAUAAGCUGAUAUUGGCAUGCUAUUUAGUGUGCUCAUUUUUUUAUUUUUUAAAAAAAAAACAACUGUACUUAAGCAAAGAAAUAAAAUGGAUUUUUAUACUGUGUGCAGGUGAUGUUUAGUCCAA
Carya illinoinensis is the source of this 1001-nucleotide messenger RNA. Its product is annotated as early nodulin-like protein 3. The transcript is spliced from 2 exons. The coding region runs from base 110 to 739 and encodes 209 amino acids. The record is from RefSeq and is a predicted model, not a curated record. Lineage: Eukaryota; Viridiplantae; Streptophyta; Magnoliopsida; Fagales; Juglandaceae. Gene Ontology annotation, cellular component: plasma membrane. Gene Ontology annotation, molecular function: electron transfer activity.